CAGCGUUAUCGCGGCCGCGGGACCCCGCUACCCCAGCCCAGCCGCGGGUGCGUGCAGCCAGCUCGCUCGGCAGCUUCCAGUGCCGGGCCUUGGGGCAGAACGCUGACCGGCCACGCGCCGCCGGUGCCCCGGAGCCGCGGCGGUGAGCGCGACGCCAUGGCGCUCAACGGCACAGCGGAAGCCACCACGGCCGCGCUGCCAGCGCCCGACGACGCCGGCAACGCCAGCAACGUGACGUUCGUGAUGUACUCGUGGGGAGACGCUAUUCAUCCCAGCGGCUAUUCGACGCCGCGCAUCGUGCUGACUGCGAUUGCAGUGACGCUCAUCAUGGUGGUGGUGGUGGUGGGCAACAUGCUGGUCAUCAUCGCCAUCGCCACUGAGAAGGCGCUGAAGGGUAUCCAGAACUGGUUCAUCGCCUCGCUGGCCGUGGCGGACUUUCUGGUAGGCCUGGUCAUUAUGCCGUUUUCGCUGGCCAAGGAGCUGAUGGGCUACUGGAUCUUCGGCGAGCUCUGGUGCAGCCUGCACGCUGCCAUCGACGUGCUGGUCUGCACCAGCUCCAUCAACAACAUCUGCCUCAUCAGCCUGGACCGGUACUGGUCCAUCACGCAGGCGGUCGACUACCUGAAGAGCCGCACGCCGCGGCGCGCCGCGCUCAUGAUCGCCUUCGUCUGGCUCUUCAGCGCCCUCAUCUGCAUCCCGCCUCUGCUCGGUUGGAAGAAGACGCGGCCGCGCGCCCAGUUCCCGCAGUGUGAGGGUCAGUCUGUUAGUCUGUAG
Molecule: messenger RNA, 774 nt
Organism: Pollicipes pollicipes
Lineage: Eukaryota; Metazoa; Arthropoda; Thecostraca; Pollicipedomorpha; Pollicipedidae
Product: alpha-2C adrenergic receptor-like
Exons: 2
Coding region: 157-774 (205 amino acids)
Biological process (GO): G protein-coupled receptor signaling pathway
Cellular component (GO): plasma membrane
Molecular function (GO): G protein-coupled receptor activity
Source: RefSeq, a predicted model, not a curated record